AUGGUGAAAUUGCUGCCGGCCCAGGAGGCAGCCAAGAUCUACCAUACCAACUAUGUGCGGAACUCGCGGGCCGUGGGCGUGAUGUGGGGUACACUCACCAUCUGCUUCUCCGUGCUGGUCAUGGCCCUCUUCAUCCAGCCCUACUGGAUAGGCGACAGCGUCAACACACCGCAGGCAGGCUACUUCGGCCUUUUCUCCUACUGCGUGGGUAACGUGCUAUCCUCCGAGCUCAUCUGCAAGGGCGGUCCCCUAGACUUCUCCUCCAUCCCCUCUAGAGCCUUCAAGACUGCCAUGUUCUUUGUGGCCUUGGGCAUGUUCCUCAUCAUUGGCUCCAUCAUCUGCUUCAGCCUGUUCUUCAUCUGCAACACGGCCACAGUCUACAAGAUCUGUGCAUGGAUGCAGCUGGCUGCGGCCACAGGUCUAAUGAUUGGCUGCCUGGUCUACCCUGACGGUUGGGACUCAAGUGAGGUACGGCGCAUGUGUGGGGAGCAGACAGGCAAGUACACACUGGGUCACUGCACCAUCCGCUGGGCCUUCAUGCUGGCCAUCCUCAGCAUUGGCGAUGCCCUCAUCCUCUCCUUCCUGGCCUUCGUGUUGGGCUAUCGGCAGGACAAGCUCCUCCCUGACGACUACAAGGCAGAUGGAACUGCUGUCUUCACAUUAGCCCUUGGACUAGAAGCAGCAGCCAAACUCCUCUGUCCACUAUAA
Rhinopithecus roxellana (golden snub-nosed monkey) is the source of this 708-nucleotide messenger RNA. It is a transcript of the gene LHFPL5, whose product is annotated as LHFPL tetraspan subfamily member 5. Bases 1 to 708 code for a protein of 235 amino acids. The transcript has 3 exons. The record is from RefSeq and is a predicted model, not a curated record. NCBI's taxonomy places the organism in Eukaryota, Metazoa, Chordata, Mammalia, Primates, Cercopithecidae. Gene Ontology annotation, cellular component: plasma membrane. Gene Ontology annotation, biological process: sensory perception of sound; detection of mechanical stimulus involved in sensory perception.